GAAUGGCACGAGCUCCAGCGGCUGCAGCACUACAGCACGUACUGCCGCCUGGCCAUGCACCUGGCCGGCCGCCCCCACAAGUGGCGCGCCGCUGACCUGGCGGGCGGCCGGAAGGCAGGCGGCCGCAAGGCGCGGCCGAGGCGGAGGCGCGAGCCGGUCGCGCCGCCCGUCACGCCGGGGGACCCGCCGCAGGUCGCUGCAGCCGCGGCCGCGGCAGCGGAGACGGCGGCGGCGGCGGCGCGGCGGCGAUGGAUACGUUGA
Messenger RNA from Monoraphidium neglectum, 261 nucleotides. RefSeq lists its product as hypothetical. Lineage: Eukaryota; Viridiplantae; Chlorophyta; Chlorophyceae; Sphaeropleales; Selenastraceae. The transcript has a single exon. The annotation marks the transcript as partial. The record is from RefSeq and is a predicted model, not a curated record.